Molecule: messenger RNA, 1669 nt
Organism: Mercenaria mercenaria
Lineage: Eukaryota; Metazoa; Mollusca; Bivalvia; Venerida; Veneridae
Exons: 2
Coding region: 67-924 (285 amino acids)
Molecular function (GO): acyltransferase activity, transferring groups other than amino-acyl groups
Source: RefSeq, a predicted model, not a curated record
ACCAAAUCGUUGAAUUGGGAAGACAUUACAGGUUAAAUUGUAGCACGCGAGUGACUACCAAACAAAAUGGAUUCCAAAUUGAAUAUUCGCUCCUAUAGAAACGAGGAUAUGAAGGUGCUGUUGGAAAUGACCUCUGAAGAAGGAUGGAGUUUUUCUGAGAUUGAUUGUAGGGUUAGCUUGAAAGUUGACCCGGAAGGAUUGCUUGUAGCAGAAGACGAGACAGGAAUGCCCAUUGGAUUUAUUAGGCUUUUCAGUAUGACGUCAAACAUGACGUAUGUGAAUGUUUUCGUUGUGCGAAAAGAUCUGCAUGGGAACGGAAUCGGGAAAAAAUUAUGGGAAGCCAUGCUAAAGGUCACAAAAGACAACACUUUAGUCCUUGAUGGUGUUUCACAAAUGAAAGGGUGGUAUGAAAAGCGGGGUUUUUCUUUUGAAGCUCACAGUGCCAGAUCUUUCCAUGGAACAUUUUCAUUUCAGGAAUCUGUGACUUUACGAAAUUCAUAUAACAUUGUUCCUCUCUCAGACGAUAUAUGGUCAGCACUUAUUGCGUACGAUAAGCAAAUUUACCCAUACUCCAGAGAGCAUGUUCUGCGAGCGUGGUUUUGUGGGGCCGACAGAUACACCGCUGUCGCAUUCCUCGAUAAAAGUGUUGUCGGUUAUGCAAAUAUUCAUUGGAAAUCAAAGAAAGAAUGUAACAUCCGUGUAUUAAACGCUGAUAAUGACGUCAUUGCAGAUACAUUACUUCUGAAUCUGUUGCAACAUAUUCCUCUAGGUUCAAAGGUUUCCUUCAUUUUAAUGGAAGGUAAACCCAUUCCAAAGUAUCUCUCAAAUUUCAAGAGUUCGGUUACUGGACAUAAACUAUUUACAAAGGAAAUGACUGGUAUUCAAACCGACAAAAUAAUAUUUCACAUGUGUCACACAAUUUAAAAAGGACAUGUAAAAGGGCUAUAUGUACAGAUAUAUAAAUUUCUGAUUUGGCUUUAAAGUAAUACAAAUUAUAGUAUCCUCUUCAGAUAUGUGUUAAUGUCAAGUAACCUUCACCGCUACAAAGCCUCACACAUAUGGAUAUAUAAUAUAGAUUGAUACAUAUUUGUUGCAUAUCGCAUCGGAAUAUACAAUGAAAUACUUACAUUUCAAUGCCAAGAUAUAGCAAAAUAUCUCUUUCAACGAGAGUGUUAUGGUUGUAAAAUACUGGACCAUUUAGGAAAUUACUCACUUAUUAAGUUGGAAAUACCACGCUAUUCGUAGAAACAACCUCAGCAAAUUCGAGAAAAUAGAAAAUCUUUCUUUGUUUCAACAUAUUACUGACUGUUUUCUGGAAACGAUAUUUUAAUAAAAAUGAUGUAUCUUUCAGGAAUUGACAUUUCACUUAAUAUUAAUCAUUACGUAAAUGAAACCCCAUGUAUUGACUAAAGCAAAAAGGAUGACCACGGGCAUUUUAGCUGUUUUAUGGUCAUCUCAGUCGGUACGGUGUCGUAUUUGAAACCAAGUAUUUAUUUUUCGUAAUGCUUGGUUAAAGCAAAAGUUUAAAAAACGAAAAGCAUGGUUACCAUUUAAGAUAUAUUUCAAAUGGAUGAUGUUGCAUUUGUGAAUAUCUAAGAGCAAUGAAAAAGAAGUUAGGCACAGUUUACGAAUAAACAACCCUUUGGUAAAAAAUAAAAUAGGAAGAAUG